Molecule: messenger RNA, 901 nt
Organism: Antechinus flavipes (yellow-footed antechinus)
Lineage: Eukaryota; Metazoa; Chordata; Mammalia; Dasyuromorphia; Dasyuridae
Gene: DPCD
Product: deleted in primary ciliary dyskinesia homolog (mouse)
Exons: 6
Coding region: 53-664 (203 amino acids)
Source: RefSeq, a predicted model, not a curated record
GCGGCGGCGGUUGCCAUGGCACCGCCGGGUCGCACAGCCCUGGAAAGGGAAGAUGGCGGUACCGGGCUGGCUGGAGAGAUUGCGGGCGGCGGAGAAGACGGCCCUGUUGCAGGACGGAAGGAGGAAAGUGCAUUACCUGUUCCCUGAUGGAAAGGAGAUGGCUGAAGAGUAUGAUGUCAAAACCAGUGAACUACUAGUUAGAAAGUGGCGGGUAAAGAAUGCUCUAGGAGCUGUGAGCCCAUGGCAGACAGAAGUGGGAGAGCCAACAGCCUCUGCAGGUGGAGUCCUGGGAUCAGAGCUCAUCAAGGAAAGCAGUUCUAACCCUAUCUUCAUGCGGAAGGACACAAAAAUGAGUUUUCAGUGGCGGAUUCGUAAUCUUCCCUAUCCUAAGGAUGUCUAUAGUGUCUCCGUGGACCAGAGUGAGCGCUGCCUCAUUGUCCGGACCACCAACAAAAAGUACUACAAGAAAUUCUCCAUUCCUGACAUGGACCGAUACCAGCUUCCUCUGAACAGCUCUGCAUUGAACUUUGCCUAUGCCAACUGUACUCUAAUCAUUACUUACCAAAAGCCAAAAGAGGUCCUAGAUGCAGAGGAAGAGUUGCAGAGAGAGCUGAAGAAGGUAAAGACAGCCAAUGGCCAGAAUGGGGACUGUAAGACCCAGUAACCAGAUCACCUUGUCUACAGACUUUCUAGCUCGUGGAUACGGGCCAUUUCAACAAAGGUUUCUGAUGACCAGGCCUUGCCUUUGCCCUUAACCUGAACGAAGACUUGGAAGGAUUUCAGGAUUUAUUAUACUUGCAGAUAAAAUGAGCCCUGGAGACAGGCCCUGACUUAAAAAAUGGUUCCUCCCAGGUCAUAUAGGUUUGCUAAUUUCCUGAGUAAAGCUGAUUUGCUACCCUUA